Lactuca sativa (garden lettuce) is the source of this 758-nucleotide messenger RNA. NCBI's taxonomy places the organism in Eukaryota, Viridiplantae, Streptophyta, Magnoliopsida, Asterales, Asteraceae. The record is from RefSeq and is a predicted model, not a curated record.
AUGGGGUCAAGAAAAAGAAACGGCAAUAUAAACGAAGGCGGCGAGAGGUGUGAAGGGGAAAGGUCGAUCGAACAACGAAGGAAAAGGGGAUACGGGACCAACGAAAUCCGAUGGCGAGAAGGAUGCUCGCAGGCGCGCGGCUGCUACUCCGGACGUCUUGGCCGAUCACGAAGAUGGAGACGGCUCCGGUGCUUGGCCGAACCAAAUGAGGGGAAGAGACGAAAUCAGCAAGGCUCUCUCUUUCUCGUCCGGCGAUUGCAGUCUCAUCGCACCAUAGAGGCAUGCUCCGGUGGUCGACUAGAUCGAAGAAAAGGAACGGUCCAUGGGUGUCGCCAGCAGCAGCAGCGACGAGGUGAGACCUUUAGAGUUCUGGGGUUGUUGGGAACCGAAGAUGAAGAAGGCGAGGGCAAAGGAGGCCUCGGUGGUGUUUGCUCGACAAUCACGAUGUCUCGCCCUCGUUUUGGCAGUUCCGAUCAAGUAAUCAACAAUAGGAAAGAAGGAAGAACGAGGGAUGCUGCUACUCCAUGGCAUAACUCUACGUUAAAAUUCUUGUUUUUUCUGUGAUUUUUUUGUUCAACAGAGAUUGAAUGGAAGUUUUAUGAGUAUAAAACCAUACUUGAAGAAACAUUGGUAUAGGUGGUUUUUGUGGUAGUUUUUUUUUCCAGUGAUUUCUUUGUUCAACAGAGAUUGAAUGGAAGUUCUUAUGACUAUAAAACCAUACUUGUAUAAACAUUGGUAUAGAUAGUUUUUGUGGUAAA